UGAAAGGAGGGGGAGGGGAGGACUCAGGGCCAUUUGUUUGGGCUGUCCUGUUCAUUGACAUCUUCUUCCCCUGUUGCCGUGUCUCUGUGUUCUCUAGAGGGUGGUGUGUGGGUGAGGGAAAAGACUGACAGGAGAGCAGAAGGUGUGAGCAUGGGAGGGAGCAUGGUGGGCCUCCUCCUGCCGCUGUGUUAGAGCCAUCCAUCACUCAGGUGAUCUGAUCCUAAAGGCCAGUGGAGUUGGAUUCGAGGAAUGUGGUGGCGGUAGUCGCCGGAUCUUAACGACCCUGCAAGCAAAGCAGAGGACAACCAGCAUCUGGCAAAGAGGAGUAAGGGUGGCGGUGUCUCUCUCCUCCUUAGUUGUUUACUAGCCUACUGAGCUACUUGCUGUCUCCUCUGCCAUGGAGCUGGGAAACAGCAGAGCUUCUCCAUUAGACCGCAUCUUGUGACUUGCAAAAGCUGGAGUAUUCUUCUGUCUUCUGCCUCCUACGGGAAGUCCAUGCUUUAUGUUCCAAGGUUGCCUUUAGUUUUUGAGAGGGUGGCAGAAUUGAUGUAACAUUCUCCGGUUAAGCAGUAAGUGAAGAAGAGAAGGUGCAUCGAUUAGUUCCACGAUGAAGUUUAUGAAGCUUGGAUCCAAACCUGAUUCCUUUCAGAGUGAUGGGAAAGACAUCAGGUUCGUGGCCACUGACUUAGCAGCUGACAUCAUUAUUCGUGUAGGAAAUGUCAAAUUCCAUUUGCACAAGUUUCCCCUGCUGUCCAAGAGUUUUCGCUUGCAGAAGCUGAUAACGACUACCAACAACGAAAAGACUGAUGAAAUAUGCAUUUCGGAUAUCCCUGGCGGUGCAGCUGCUUUUGAAAUUUGUGCAAAAUUUUGUUACGGCAUGACUGUGACCCUCAAUGCUCACAAUGUGACUGCCGCACGAUGUGCAGCUGAGUACCUACAAAUGCACGAAACAGUCGAUAAAGGGAACCUGAUCUAUAAAAUAGAAGUCUUCCUCAGAACUAGUAUAUUGCGUAGCUGGAAAGAUUCAAUCAUAGUUCUCCAGACUACAAGGUCUCUUUUACCAUGGUCUGAGGAUCUGAAGUUGAUUGACCAUUGCAUAGAGUCUAUAGCUUCCAAGGCCUCAACUGAUGCUUCUAAAGUGGAAUGGUCAUACACGGACAACAGGAAGAAGCUUCCUUCUGAAAAUUGUUUGGAAACACAUUGGAAAGGCAUCAGGAAAGAGAAUUCAGUGCCCAAGGACUGGUGGGUCGAGGACUUAUGUGAACUUGAAAUUGGCUUUUUUAAGAAGAUCAUAAUGGCCAUCAAAGCCAAGGGGAGAGUCUCUUCUGAAGUGAUUGGGGAAGCACUGAAAGCCUAUACUUAUAGGAGGCUCUCAAGUUUGGGCAAAGAAAAGGGAGGUGAUCCCAAUAAAAACCGGUCAUUGCUGGAGACUAUCAUUUUGUUGUUGCCCUCAGAGAAAGGUUCUGUGUCCUGCUGUUUUCUUCUGAAGUUACUAAGAGCUGGUAGUUUACUGGAUUGUAGUGAAUGUAGCAAAAGGGAACUCGUGAAGCGAAUAGGCCGCCAGUUAGAAGAUGCAUCAGUGCCCGGUCUCUUGAUUCCUAGCACCUCAGGAGAAAACACCAUAUAUGAUGUCGACAUGGUUCUCAACAUAGUGGAAGAAUUCAUAAUGCAGGAUAAUAGUGAUGUUCAACUCAGCACAAAUGAGGAGCUUCAUGAGUUAAAUGCCCCAGCUUUGGCCUCAGGGAUUUCAAAGAUCACAGUAGCCAAGCUAGUCGACGAUUAUCUAAUUGAGAUUGCUAAAGACCCUAAUUUACCUCUUUCCAAAUUUAUCGAUCUUGCUGAGAUUCUACCAAGUGAUUCAAGACCUGUACAUGAUGGGCUUUAUCAUGCCAUUGACACUUAUCUCAAGGAACAUCCAGGCCUUGGCAAGAGUGAGAAGAAGAAGCUAUGUGGCCUGAUGAACUGCAAGAAGCUCUCAGGGGACGUUUGCGCACAUGCCAUGCAGAACGAGCGGCUCCCAUUGCGGUUGGUGGUGCAGAUCCUGUACUUUGAGCAGAUGAGGGCAUCUGCCGCUACCACCAGCCGAGCUGAGAGUGGCAACUCGUAUGGAAGCUCAAGGUCAGCCAUCACGACCAACACUGAAGACGAAUGUGAUGGCGUGCCGAAUGCAGAAGACGGUAAAGCUCGGAAAUUUACAAAGCUUAGUGAAGGAGGAAAGGGAUGCGAAUGGAGCAGCGGAGGCAACAAUGAAAACAGAAGCAAUGGUCAAGGGAAGAGUGGCAACAGUCAGGUGAAGGGCGUGGUGAUGCCAAAGAAGAUGCUUGGGAAGUUCUUAUUAUCAAGCAAAGGGCAGGCUGGGGGGAGCAGCAGCUCCUCUGACACUUCUUCUGGAAGUCCAAACUCAGCCAAACAAGGGGAGCCUAAGUUGACUCCUUCCAGAAAUAUAAGGUACACAGUUUUAUAGAUUGGAUUCACUACUCGCAAGAAGCAAUGACUGUUAGCUUAAUGGUUUACUUAGUUCAAUCAACACCCAGUUUUGCAUCUACAAACAGUGUAGAAGCUGGUUUUGAUAAAGCCUGAUAUAAGAAAUAGAAGUCUGGUUCUUUAGUAGGCAAAAAACAAAAAAUCCUUAAUCAUUUAUUUACCUCGAAACUUCUUUCCAAUUAUUCCUAAACUUAGGAAUAAUUUUUAUUUUAUGCAAAUAUAUUCAAUUUAUGGUUAUUAUCCUUAUAUUAGUAAAAACUGAUAGAUAGCUUUGGCUAUGGCCUCACCUGAAGCAUCCUCCAUCCAAACCCAUCUAUCUGAAUCGACUUCAAAUCAGAUUAAAAAUAUUAAAAUCCACCUUAGAUACAUUGGACGGAUCCAAAUCUCUAAAACCUAACUCGAUACCAUCCAUAAUUAAUGGCGCCUAUCCACAAAGAGAUGUAGUACAUAAUUGGUGCUACAACUAUUACUAAACGUCGAAAGAAACGUUCUUUGUGCAUACUGCUGUAGGAGCAUAUCCUUCCAUUUCAAAGAGAGUUCAUUCACGAAUGACAUGAUUGUACGAUUGGAGUGAGUAGGGAAUCUUAUACGAUUUUGACUACCAUCGUGGAUCUAUAUUUGAUAGAAAUGCUCAUGUAUCUAAGU
Messenger RNA from Musa acuminata AAA Group (dessert banana), 3129 nucleotides. RefSeq names its product BTB/POZ domain-containing protein NPY4-like. Lineage: Eukaryota; Viridiplantae; Streptophyta; Magnoliopsida; Zingiberales; Musaceae. The record is from RefSeq and is a predicted model, not a curated record. Gene Ontology annotation, molecular function: protein binding. The transcript is spliced from 6 exons. The coding region runs from base 608 to 2464 and encodes 618 amino acids.